AUGCGAGUGGCUGACAAGAGAGAGGCGAAAAGAAGACAUAUAAGAAGUAAGAAACAUGGGAAGAGGUCCAAAAAUUCGAUUAAGUCUGAGCGUCACAUAGAUAAUGAAGAGAAGAAACACAAAGCAAAAUGCAAAAUAUGUCUUAGUGACACACAUCGGACUAAAACCUGUCCUCGAUCGCUAUGUAAAGAUUGUGGCAUGAUGAGAGGCCGUCAUGUGGACUUUGGCAAAAGUAAAAUAUGCAACAAUGUCUCAGUGAGGCAUUAUAGCUCCAGUAUAGAGGAUGAAAUGGAAAGUGUUCAAUGUGAAAAUUGUGGGCAAAACGGACACAAAAAGAAUCGGUGUGAUAAAAUUUGGAGGAAAUAUUUGAUGAAGAGAAAGACGGAAAUGUCAAAUGAAAAGAUGAUCCCAUUGCAUACCAUUUUUUGUUAUCGUUGUGGCAGUAAAGGACACUAUGGGGAUGAUUGUACAAAAAGACAGAACAAUUCACCCAGAGUUGUAAGUGCAUUCUCAGGAAAAAAUCUGACACGCAACUUAAGUGAAAUUUACUACAGUUUUAUAGAGGAAAUAAAAUCGUCGGACCUUUGGAAUAAAGAUAUCGACGACAUAAAUCAUUUAGUGAAGAAUGAAUACACACGAUCACUGCGGCCCUCCAAAGUAUCGUUUUAUCCUCCACCAUAUAAAAAUAUGAGAAGGCCGAGUUUAUAG
Kazachstania africana CBS 2517 is the source of this 708-nucleotide messenger RNA. It is a transcript of the gene AIR2, whose product is annotated as TRAMP complex RNA-binding subunit. The transcript has a single exon. Lineage: Eukaryota; Fungi; Ascomycota; Saccharomycetes; Saccharomycetales; Saccharomycetaceae. Gene Ontology annotation, molecular function: nucleic acid binding; zinc ion binding. The coding region runs from base 1 to 708 and encodes 235 amino acids. The record is from RefSeq and is a predicted model, not a curated record.